AUGGAACCUCUCGAGAUCGUGGGCGCCACGGCCGCCAUCGCUCAACUACUCAAACUCGCCGUCGACAUCGGGGACCAAGCUCGUCAGCUAGUCCAGUCCUUCGUCCACGCUCCUAAAGAACUCGCCGAGUUAAGCGCCAAGAUCGAUCGACUCGGUCUCCUCCUCCACCAUGCGAACGAGCUAGAUAAAGACCUGGCAAACGCCGAUGCAGGUGAUCUCAUCCCCGACGCCCACAACAGCUUGCUUUACAGCUGUCUUGGGGUUAGCUUGGCGGCGCUGGAAAAAGUCCGAACGCUGCACGGAGAUGGGGGCCAAUCAUCAGCAACACACAGGCUUCGUUGGGCUGCCAUCGAUAAGAGAAAGGCUCAAAAAGUCCUCAAAGACGUGAAAGAAUCUGAGGCUGCUCUUGACACCGUUCUGAGUAUCCUCAGUGUACGUCUUGCAUCUUUCAACCGAGCCUCGAUUUCCGCAGUCCAACUAGGCCAGGUAGCCAUUCGAGACGACAUCACCAGUGCGGUUCAGGAGCUAGGGUCAUGUUUUCAGGCCCAGUCUGGCUUGUUGGGAACAAAGCUCGUUGAGAGACUACGUCAAGAUCAACAAAGGAACUCUCUCAUGUUCACCCAGACGAUGACAAAACUUCUGAACUCGCAGGAGAGAGCUGAGGCCCGGAUCACGGAAACCCAAACGCAGAUGACCCUUGAACUCUCGAGUUUGAAGACAACAUACCGCUCAGGCCAACCGCAAACAUCACCGUCUCGAGGACCCAGGGAUGUGGCGACAGAACCAUUAUGUUUUGAAUCAUCAGCAAGUGCUAUCUCUUCCGAUGACGACAUCAUUGCACAAGUCAAAGAGAGAACUGAAGAAUGGAGAUGGAAAGAACCCCUUGCCAGGCAGGAUUGGUCAUUCAAAACCAAAGCCAAGUCGCAAGACGCUUAUGAUUCACGGGAGCGCGUCAAGGGAUCUCUGAGUCUGAUCUCAAAGAAGAAUCUUUGGAAAGCUCGAGCUUUAAUCAAAACAAGGGUCAACAUCCUAGGCCAGCGAAUAAUUUGUCUGGAGAUUAGGGCCCAGCAUUUCACCCAGACUUGGCUUAGCAUGCCAUCCUUGUCUGGAAUAAUCUCGGUCGUCAAUGUUCGGCCAAAUGACGCGCCAAUAUUCAAAGCGUGCCAUGGCCUCGACCUUCCAACUGUCAAGCACCUCUUGGAGACCGGAGAAGCAAGUAUUCACGAUGUAGAUCAAAAGGGGGAUGGUCUACUUGAAGUAAAAAUCUUGCGCUCGGUCGGGUUUUCGGAUUGGAAUCCCGGCGGAUGCCCUAACGAAUUCCUGAAGGAAGCCAUAAGAGCAGGGGACAUCGCAGAACUGCUGUUCGGCUUGGAAGAGGUGAAACUCGACCCCAACAAUUACAAGAUCCCGCUACUAUCUCACUCCAAAGUCAACGUCUUCAUGGCUUCUUUACUAGUUGAAUUCGACGCUCAAGUCAACCCUGCCCCAAUCACUAGACCACACGACACGCCACUCAAUGCAUCCAUCAGAAAAGGAAAUAUUGAGGUAAUGCAUUGGUUGCUAUCUCGUGACGCAAACACCAUACUCGACGGUUAUGAAUCAUCAAGCGCAUGGCAAACUGUCUGGUGUUCAGUAACACGACUCGGUACGAAGGGAAAGUUGGAUGCCCUCAACUUUCUCAAACUGGAAGGAGUCCUGAGCCAUCUCCUAUGGCACAGCUCAGACCCACACGCAACAUUUAAAUCUGUCAUCAGCCGACACGGACGCCAAUAUUUUUAUUUUAUCUCCUCCACUACCAGGGCACAAGAGGUCGCUAGGGCAGUCUCAUAUGACCUUAGAGUUCCAGAGCUGGAAGAUUACGGCUGGGGGCUAGAACCAGAAAGGGAAUCAUUGCGUUUAUGUCAAGAAGCAUAUGAGCGAUCAGAACAGCUCAGGGUCCCUGAUUUCUUGGCAUCUUGGUCCGACACUGGUAUCCUUUACGGGGAAUCAUACGACUCAGAUGAUGGCUCAGAAUACAGCUGGAGACAGUUGGCUCGUUUCCCGCUUGUACGGUUGCUUGUCAACGCCUUGCAGUUGGCUGGCUACCAGGCAGAAAUGAGCGAUGACGGCGAUGUCUAUUAUGAUGAUGAUGAUGGAGACCGUUACUUUGAUGCCAGGGAGUAUCAGCCUGAAGAGGGUGUGGAUGAUGGUCUUGUUGCCAACUGUCCGAUCUGUCAGGACCCGGAAAAGUAUGGGCUAAGUCACAUCUUUGCGGAGGCCGAGCGAGCAAGAGAGGUCCUGCGAGAGUAUAGGAGGAGAAAAGCAGAAGAAAUGAGGCAGCGAAGAUGGUGA
Molecule: messenger RNA, 2331 nt
Organism: Fusarium vanettenii 77-13-4
Lineage: Eukaryota; Fungi; Ascomycota; Sordariomycetes; Hypocreales; Nectriaceae
Exons: 5
Coding region: 1-2331 (776 amino acids)
Source: RefSeq, a predicted model, not a curated record